AUGCGAGGCAUCUGUUGGUACGAAUGUGUUUCCCUGUUUGUAGCGAUGUCCAGGCUAUGUGAACGUUUGCAGCAAUCCGUCAAGGAGGAAGUGUUCCGCGAGUACUGUGCUAAUAGUUCCAUCCACGGUGUACGUUACUUCGACCGUAAUGAGCGAACGGUUUGUGAAAGAUUCUGGUGGCUAGUGGUGUUUCUACUCUCGAUGUUGGGUUGUGGCGUGAUGAUACACAAGACGUACGUGAAAUGGAAUCAGGUUCCCAUUAUUGUUACUUUUUCCGAGAAAACUACCCCCGUUUGGGAUAUUCACUUCCCUGCUAUAACAAUCUGUCCCGAGACAAAGGUGUCCGCAGAAAAGCUUAACAUCACAGCCGAAAUGAACGCACUGGUUGCAGCAGUUGAGCGUGGCAAUGGGUCAUCAGAAAGGGAAUCAGUUCCUCAACUGAAAGCUGUAUCUCAACUAUGCAACAUGUUGUUUCAAUUGGAAUACCACUGGCUACACGAACUAAACGGGUCCGAGGACGAUUUAGUGGGUACAUUGAAAGACAUGUCCUUACGACGAGAUGAGACAGUCGUUAUGUGUCAGUACGGCAAUACGUACGACGCUUGUGAGGAUCGCUUAACGGAAACGGUCUCUGAAGAGGGUAUAUGCUACACAUUCAACAUGAUAUCUGAAAGAGAAAUCUUUCGCAAAAGCUCUCUUCACACCGAAUACAAUUAUAUGGAGGGUUGGUUCAAUUCUAAGGAGCAUCAACCACUGGCCCCAGUAUUCGCUCGUGGUGCAGGAUUGCACGAUGGUCUUACGCUCUACCUGAGGCACAUGCAGGAGGAUACGGACUACCUAUGCACGGGAUUUUCCCAAGGAUAUAAACUAAUGAUUCAUGGUACAGAUGAGUACCCACAGGUUUCAAUGCGCAACAUGCGUAUACCAUUCAGUCACGAGAUCUCGAUCGCUCUGAAACCUCAAAUGAUGGUCACUUCACAAUCGGCCGCUGACUUUAGUUGGGAGAAACGUCAAUGCUUUUUCAAUGACGAGCGACACCUUCGAUUCUUUAAGCUCUACAAUCAAGAUAACUGUGAACUGGAAUGUCUCUCCAACGUGACAAAAGCACUGUGUGGAUGUGUUCGCUUUUCAAUGCCUCGCUCGAACGACACAACGGUCUGUCCGCUGUCCAUGUGGCAGUGUAUGUACCGUGCGAAGUGGUUCUUACGUCCUAGUAACAAUUCAAGACUGCCACCAAAUGAAGAGUUUGAGAUCACAAAAAUAGUCAACAGCUGCAACUGUCUGCCAGCGUGCAGUUCGGUGUAUUACGAUGUGGAGACCACACAAACCUCGCUGGAUAUGGAAAAGUUUUUGCUUGCUACCAAUGAAUUAAUGGGCGAUGAUUCAGACAAAUUUUUCAUCACAACGAUAGCGAUCUACUUCAAGGAGUCGUACUUCAUCACCUCGAAGCGAUCGGAGCUGUACGGAUGGGUUGACUUUCUGGCAAACUGUGGUGGACUGUUAGGUUUGUUUAUGGGUGUAAGCAUUUUGAGUCUGUUAGAGAUUUGCUAUUUCAUUACGAUUCGUCCAUUUUCGUUAAGAAAAACUUUGUGGGAAAGGAGAAACAAUAAUUCUGAUCUACUCACAACCAAUAACGUUCAACAUAGUAUACCUCCUGUUGUUACAAUUUCAGAAUAA
Molecule: messenger RNA, 1677 nt
Organism: Anopheles gambiae (African malaria mosquito)
Lineage: Eukaryota; Metazoa; Arthropoda; Insecta; Diptera; Culicidae
Product: pickpocket protein 28
Exons: 5
Coding region: 1-1677 (558 amino acids)
Biological process (GO): sodium ion transmembrane transport
Cellular component (GO): membrane
Molecular function (GO): ligand-gated sodium channel activity
Source: RefSeq, a predicted model, not a curated record